AUGAAGUCUCGAGUUGUCAAAAUAGACUCUGAAGAAACAUGGGAUUUCUUCACUUCUCAAGCUAAAAAACAAGGCUGUCCUGUUAUAGUACACUUUACGGCGUCAUGGUGCAUGCCUUCAGUAGCUAUGAAGCCGUUUUUCAGAAGACUGGCCUCAAGUCACCAUGGUAUUUUGUUUCUACGGGUGGAUGUCGAUGAGGUUAAGGAGUUAGCAUCAAAGAUGGAGAUUAAAGCCAUGCCCACUUUUUUGUUCAUGAAGGAAGGGGAUCUGGUGGAUAAGCUUGUGGGUGCCAAUCCAGAGGAGAUCAAGAAGAGGAACCCCAAAUUUGAAUUCUAUCAUGGGCUUCCCCUUUUCGUCGAUUUUAACCCUCGGAAACCACCUCCACCUCAAGCCAUCGCAUUCCACAUCCGGCCAUCAUCUACAUCCCCAGACGCCGUACUAACAUCUCCAACUCCGGCCGUCGCCUCGGUCCACAAUCGCGGUACUCACAUCGAACUCCGGGCGAUGGAAUCUUUAUUUGUCUCAACAGGGAUGGGAGGACGGAAUUUUGGUGUUUGUCAUGGCUUGACUCUAUUUGUAGCUUAUGAAAUGAGACAAUGUUUUGUGGUUUAUCCCCUUUUUAGUGCCUCAGUUUGUAGUGUAAUGGCUUUACUGAAUUGA
Messenger RNA from Fraxinus pennsylvanica, 660 nucleotides. Lineage: Eukaryota; Viridiplantae; Streptophyta; Magnoliopsida; Lamiales; Oleaceae. The record is from the annotation of a GenBank genome assembly.